GGGGGAUGAGGUGGAAAGACAAAUGGAGGAAGAAGGGAGGGGGGACGGCAAAGUUUGAGGAACGGAGGGGGGACGACAAAGGGGAGGAACAGAGGGGGGAUGACAAAGGGGGAGGGACGGAGGGGGGACGACAAAACGGGAGGAACGGAGGGGAGAUGGCAAACGGGGAGGAAGGGAGGGGGGACAGCAAAGGGGGGGGAACGGACGGGGGACGAAAAAGGGGGGGGGGGCGGAGGGAGGAUGGCAAAGGGGGAGGAACGGAGGGGGACGACAAAGGGGGAGGGAAGGAAAGGGGACGACAGGGGAGGAACGGAGGGGGGACGACAAAGGGGGGGGAACGCAGGGGGGACGGCAAAGGGGAGGGACGGAUGGGGACGACAAAGGAGGAAGAACAGAGGAGGGACGGCGAAGGGGAAGGAAGGGAAGGGGGGCGGCAAAAGGGGGGGGGACGGAGGGGGGAGGAACGGACGGGGGACGGCAAAGGGGGACGAACGGAGGGGGGACGAGUAAGGGGGAGGAACGGAGGGGGGACGACAAAGGGGGAGGGACGGAUAGACAUGGGACGGCAAAGGGGGAGGAACGAGGGGGGACAACAAAGGGGGGGGGAACGGAGGGGGGACGACAAAGGGGAGGGACGGAGGGGGGAUGGCAAAGGGGGAGGAAGGGAGGGGGGACAACAAAGGGGGGGGAAAGGGGGGGGGGAGGGCGACAAAGGGGGAGGGACGGAUGGGGGACCACAAAGGGGGGGGAACGGAGGGGACGACAAAGGCGCCAGCACGAAAGGCGCCAAAGCGCGCACGACGCCAGCGCAAAACGGGCUGGCACGCAAGGCGCCAGCGCGCAAGGCGACAGCUCGCACAGCGCCA
Messenger RNA from Closterium sp. NIES-67, 866 nucleotides. Lineage: Eukaryota; Viridiplantae; Streptophyta; Zygnematophyceae; Desmidiales; Closteriaceae. The record is from the annotation of a GenBank genome assembly.